AAUCUUCACAUGUUGACAGAUCUGCAUUUACUGAUAAUAGUGAACUCAAUAUUGAAUCAUUGAUUGAGAACUUGAAGAACAUAAUAAUGAAGGAAUUGCUUAUAUUAUAUGUGACUGAGUCUUUCAUAUUCUCUUCUGCUCUCUCUGUUCCUUUCUCUAUCACUUCUUCUUCUCAAUCUUCUACAUCUGCCUCUGUGUCUGAUUCUCCCGCUCCUGCUACCUCUGUCUCUGUGUCUGAUUCUCUCACUUCUGCUAUCUCUGCUUCUUCUGGUUCUACUGUCUCUGCUUUCAUUAUCAGCUCUCCUCAUUUCAAGAAGAUAUUGUAUAGACUUAAUAAAUCAUGUUUCUCAAGAAUUACUCUCUCUCUCAACAGUAUAAAAGAUAUCUGUGUUUUCAGAAAUAGAAAUACAGAUGUUGUACUCUUUUACAUUUAUAGAUAUAAGACUUAUAUAUCUUAUCUGAGAU
Blastomyces gilchristii SLH14081 is the source of this 465-nucleotide messenger RNA. RefSeq lists its product as uncharacterized. The annotation marks the transcript as partial. The record is from RefSeq and is a predicted model, not a curated record. NCBI's taxonomy places the organism in Eukaryota, Fungi, Ascomycota, Eurotiomycetes, Onygenales, Ajellomycetaceae. The transcript is spliced from 3 exons.